AUGCCUGGUGUAUUCAAAACGAUUAAUAAUGAAUUGCAACAAGUUUCAGACCAUCAAUUUAAUUAUAUUGGUGUCGUCAGUGAAUAUAUUAAUAAACUUGCUGACGCAUUUAAAGUGUUUGCCGACGGGCACUAUGAUAAAUCGUUUGAAAUACUCACAAGCAUUGCUGUUCAAUACGAAACAUGUGACACAAAUAAUACUUCGACACUAGCCAGACUGAAUAUUCUUCGUAACGAAUGCCAAUUUCGACUUGAAAAGCUUAAAAAUGGAUGCAGCGACGAAAAAGCACUGGUAAAACUGGAUGAAGAUGUUGAUGUUGAGCCGCUACAUGAUUCUUCUAUGAGCAAUGCUAAGACGGCAGCUGCUAUAUGUAAAAAAGAAUGGAAUGCUAAAGCAUCGCGAAGUGCUCGAAAAACCAUCAAUCCUAUUCGCCGAAUUGUUGAUCGAUGUAAAUUGCUGCCAAAUCCAGGCAAGGCGUUGAUCACAUUGUCCAUUGGUGAUCCCACCUGCUACGGCAACAUGCUUCCACCGAUUGAGGCAACUGAAGCGGUUAAUGAAGCCUUCGCAAAACCGACGUCUCAUGGGUACUUGCCAUCUUGCGGGAUGGAAGAGGCAAGAGAAGCUAUUGCGAAAUUAUGGUCACGAAAUGGGCAUGUUCUUGACACAAAAGAUAUUAUCCUUACAAGUGGUUGCUCGCAUGCGCUCGAAAUGUGUAUCAAUGGUGUGGCCGACCCUGGUGACAAUAUUCUUAUACCGCAGCCCGGAUUUUCGGUAUACAUUACAUUGUGUGAGUCGCUCCAUAUAGAACCACGAUAUUACAAAUUAAAACCUGAACAAAAUUGGGAACUCGACUUGGAUGAUUUAGAAACUGCCAUCAACAGUAAAACGAAAGCUGUUCUUGUUAACAACCCAUCGAAUCCAUGUGGAGCUGUGUACAGUGCAGAACAUCUAAAACAAAUCAUUGAUAUCUGCGAAAAGCAUCGUCUAAUUAUCAUUGCUGACGAGAUAUAUGCAGAUAUGGUGUUUCCUGGUAACGAAUUUCACUUCAUGGGUGUUUUGUCGCAGAAGGUCCCAAUUCUUUCAUGUGGUGGGUUAGCUAAACGCUACAUUUGCCCUGGUUGGCGGAUCGGCUGGAUUGCUAUGUAUGAUCGUAUGAAUAUAUUGAAAGAAUCAAUUCAACCAGGUUUGCUGGAUUUAUCCAGUCGUAUUCUCGGCCCGAAUUCCGUGAUGCAAGCAGCUUUACCUAAAAUUGUGGCGAAUACGCCUCAAAAAUACUUUGAUAAUAUCAUCAGUCAGAUCCAAAAUAACGCUGAAAUUUCUUAUAAAGUUUUAUCAACAGCACCAGGUCUGAAACCAAUUAUGCCUCAAGGUGCAAUGUAUAUGCUGGUUGGACUUGAUCCUACUGCCUACGACGAUGUGGAAAAUGACACAGUAUUUUUUACAAAGCUGUUCAAUGAACAGUCGGUCUCUUGUUUACCAGCAUCGGUAUUUGGUAUGCCUAACUAUUUCCGUUUGGUUCUGACGACGCCAUACGAUAAAACGCAAGAAGCGUGCGAGCGCAUCGUCGAAUUCUGCCAUGAACACAAGCAAAUUACGAAUCCAGAUCAAUUGCGUGCAUCCAAAGACAUUACACGAUGGGAAGUGCGAGCUGAAGGUCUCGCACAAUCAGAAGAGUCAAUUCUACCAUUUUAUACAAAUUCGAAAAGAUAUUAA
This is a messenger RNA of Rotaria socialis, 1713 nucleotides long. The record is from the annotation of a GenBank genome assembly. Lineage: Eukaryota; Metazoa; Rotifera; Eurotatoria; Philodinida; Philodinidae.